Molecule: messenger RNA, 1703 nt
Organism: Panicum virgatum (switchgrass)
Lineage: Eukaryota; Viridiplantae; Streptophyta; Magnoliopsida; Poales; Poaceae
Product: probable carboxylesterase 12
Exons: 2
Coding region: 296-1414 (372 amino acids)
Molecular function (GO): hydrolase activity
Source: RefSeq, a predicted model, not a curated record
CCUUCACCUCUAGAUGCCACUGAUCCACUAGGACCACCACCUCCAAGACCACCGAACAAAGUUCUCGUUACAUUCCUACUCCCGUCACCGCCCGAACCUGCAAGGCUCGCGAGCCCCAGCAAGCAAGCAAGCAUCAUCCCCAGACGCAACCUCGCAAUUUUGUAUUCUAUCCGUAGCGGCGGCGGAUCAGCCCCCAAAUCUCACUUGUUUUCUCCUACCCCAGCAGAGCCCAACAGUUUACUCUUCCGAUCCCUGACAGGGCAGUUAGUCUUCAGCAGGCGGGGGGAUCAGGACCAUGGUGGCCAAGAGCAGGCGACAGGUCGCCAAGCUCGCGUUGCUUGCACUCGCCCUGCUCCUCCUCCUCCUCGCCGCCACCUUGCUGUGCGUCUUCUUGAUCCCGCGCCACCACCGGAAGCCGCUGCCGCCGGGCCCGCCGCCGGGGAACGCCUCGAACCCCGACGACAGCAUCGUGGCGUUCGACUUCUCCCCGUACCUCAUCAUGUACAAGAGCGGCCGCGUGCACCGGCUGGACGGCACCGCCCGGUGCGCGGCCGGCGUCGACGGGGACACGGGGGUGGCCUCGAAGGACGUCGUCAUCGACGCCGGGACGGGGCUCGCGGCGCGGAUGUACCUGCCCCCGGCGCCCAAAGGGAAGAAGGACCUCGGCCGGCUCCCCGUGCUCGUGUUCUACCACGGCGGCGCGUUCGUCAUCGAGUCCGCCUUCACGCCGCUGUACCACGCGUACCUGAACGCGGUGGCGGUCAAGGCGCGCGUCGUGGCGGUGUCCGUGGAGUACCGCCUCGCGCCGGAGCACCGGCUGCCGGCGGCGUACGACGACUCGUGGCAGGCGCUCAACUGGGUGGCCAGGAACGCCGGGUCCGGGGGGGCGGAGCCGUGGCUGCGGGACCGGGGCAACCUGUCGCGCCUGUUCGUGGCGGGGGACAGCGCCGGCGCCAACAUCGCGCACAACAUGGCCAUGCGCGCGGGCACGGAAGAAGGGGGCCUGGACGGCGGCGCGGCCAUCGCGGGGCUCCUCCUGCUGGACCCGUACUUCUGGGGCAAGAAGCCCGUGGCCGGGGAGACGACGGACCAGGCGACGCGGCGCCAGUACGAGGCGACGUGGUCGUUCAUCUGCGGCGGGCGGUACGGCAUCGACGACCCGCUGGUGAACCCGCUGUCGGCGGAGCUGCGGAGGCUGGCGUGCUCGCGCGUGGCGGUGACGUCGUCGGGCCUGGACGACUUCCGGCCGCGCGGCCUGGCGUACGCGGCGGCGCUCCGGGACAGCGGGUGGGGCGGGGAGGUCGAGCAGUACGAGACGCCCGGCGAGCGGCACGUCUACUUCCUGGACAGGCCCAAGGACCCCAACUCCGUCAAGGAGCUGGCCUUCGUCACCGGCUUCCUGAGCCGGGAGUAGCCAUGAGGGGCCUAGCAGCUAGCGAGGCAGAUCAGAUCAGGACAUCGGCGUAGGUGCGGUCGCCAGGAUAGCGCUGCGCUGCGGUAUAUGAUUGAUAGUUUGAUACUAGUAGAUUAUUGGCAGAGUAGCAUGUUCCUAUUGUUUUCUUGCGUUUGGAUGUUGAAUUUUUGACGGGGAUCUCGAGAGGUGAUGAACUGAUGAGGAUCUCGGUAAAUUUGGGGAUCUCGAAGGUCGGAGCUCCUGCUGUGUCACCGUGACUCCGUGAGCAAAGGUGCCUGCACAGCUGCAC